CAUAAAUAAGUUUUGAUUGUUUUCCUUGUUUCUUGCUACCCUCAUUGCCUGGGCCUAUCUUUUGCGAAAGACUGGCCGGGGAACAGAGAUCGGAGACCAGAGACUGGAUAAGGGGAGAGGCUUAUAGGAGGCAUGGGAACAUAUGCAGUGGAUGCUGAUGACCUUACAAUUUAUGGGGAAGAGGAAUGGGGUGAUGGGGUGAAAAACAUGUCCUCCAUCUGCAUGUCUUUUUCAAUGAUUCAUUCAGAUGGCUUUUUCUCACACUCCAACCCUCUCCAUUACUCGGUUCCUCUUCUUCUUCUUCAAUUUGCUCUUGCUUCCUCUGCCAUUCUCUUAACUUCCCAGCUUCUCAAGCCUCUCUCCCAACCCAUCUUUGUCUCCCAAAUCUUGGGUGGUAUAAUACUAGGUCCAUCGGUUCUCAGCCGGAGUUCUGCAUUUCUAAAGAAUUUCUUCCCGCUCAGAGGCUUUGUGGUGCUGGAUAUCCUCUCUUCAAUUGGAUACAUGUUAUGCUUCUUCCUCAUUGGAGUACAAACCGAUCCAUGGAUACUAAUGAAAAUCAACAAGACAUCGUCUACCAUUGGAUUUUUCACAGUUGCUGUUCCAAUGUUCAUAACACAGGCCUAUUCUUAUAUCAUACCAAAAAUCCUACCAGUAGAAACCACCAUAGCCAACUUCCUCCCAGCAAUAGCUCAAGCAGAAUCCGUGCUCUCCUUCCCAACCAUUGCUUUCUUCCUCUCCGAGCUCAGGAUCUUAAAUUCCGACUUUGGCAAAUUGGCAAUGUCUUCGUCUGUGGUCAGUGGGCUGUUCAGUUUCCUUCUUACAACGUUAGCCGUUUUGUCACAUCAAUCUAUAGGUGACAAUUUCAAGAUGCUAGCAACCAUUUCUACUGGUGUUCUUGUUGCGGUUGUCAUUGUUUUUGCUGUUCGCCCUGCAGUUUUAUGGAUGAUAAAGAAGAAUCCACCUGGGGAAAUAUUGAAGGAGAGCCACAUCAUUGCAUUGCUGGUGGGGGUGUUGGUUACUGGGUUUUGCUGUCAAGCAACUGGCUUACACAUUUACUACGGGCCUCUCAUUCUCGGCAUUACCAUUCCAGCAGGGCCACCGCUAGGCUCUGCUCUAAUGGAGAAGCUUGAAUUUUCAACAUCCUGGAUUUUAAUGCCCAUCUUCUUUGUCAAAAAUGGGAUGAUGAUAGACAUCUUUGAUAUCAAAUUCGGUAACUUCAUGAUUGUGCUAUCCCUGGCCCUCCUCGGUGCUUUGGGGAAGUUCAUUGGAGCCUUUAUCACUUCACUUCUUUCUGGUAUGCCAUUAAUGGAUGCCAUCACGCUUAGCCUUGUCCUGAUUGCCCAAGGCCUUAUGGAGCUUGGCUUGUUUAAGAUGUCAAAGUAUAACAAGGCUGAAGACAAGGAAACAUUUACGAUAAUGUGCAUAUCCAUGUUGAUUAUAACAGGAAUUCUCUCACCACUGGUUAAACAGCUUUAUGAUCCUUCAAGGAGGUAUGCAGCUUACGGGAGAAGAAGUGUUAUGCAAUCAAAGUGGGAACCGGAGCUCCGGGUACUAGUCUGCUUACAUGAUCACCAUGAUGUCCCUACUGCAAUUGACCUCCUUGAGGCCUUACAUCCCAUCAAAAGAUGCCCUCUUGCUAUCUACCUUCUCCAUCAAAUAGAGCUUGUUGGUCGUGCAACUCCACUUUUCAUCUCCCACAAACUCUCCAAGAGGCCAUCUUCAAUUGCAGGUCCCUCAGAACAAGUUAUCAAUGCCUUCAGAUGCUAUGAGGAAAGCAGAAAUGGCAUUGUCUCAGUUCACCCCUUUACUGCAAUGUCUCCGGGUGUCACAAUGCAUGAUGAUAUAUGCUUCCUUGCACUUGACAAAAGGACUUCCCUUGCCAUAAUUCCUUUCUACAAGCUAGUCCGGUCUGAUGGUACAAUAGAUUCUUAUAGGAAUGCAGGCAAGAUCAUGAACAAAAAUGUUAUCAAUCAGGCACCCUGCUCUGUUGCAAUCCUUGUCAACCGUGGGUUCUUGAAGACUCCAAGGCUAAGCUUGCCAAGUUGGUCUUUAUACCGAGUUGCUAUUCUCUUCCUUGGUGGAGAUGAUGACCGUGAGGCACUGGCUAUAGCAGAACGGAUGUGUGGGCAUUCAAAGAUCAGGUUAACGUUGAUUCGCCUUGUAAGCGGAAAUUAUAUGAAUGAAAAUGCAGAGAGGAGGGCUGAUAACGAGUCACUGAGCGAGUUUAGACACUGCAUGGAGGGAAACUAUAGGGUUAUGUACAUAGAAGAAGUAGUGAUGGAUGGUUCAGGGACAAUAGCUGUGAUUCGUUCCAUGGAAAACAGUUAUGACCUAGUCUUAGUGGGAAAAAAUCAUGACCCAGAGUCGCCACUUGUAUCCGGGCUUAAAGAUUGGAAUGAGCAACCAGAGCUGGGAGAAAUUGGAGAUAUUCUUAUUUCAGCAGAUUUUAUGGGCAACACCACAAUUUUAGUAGUGCAGCAACAACCAAGCAAAGUAGAGAAGCAAGGCAAUGAGAAGUGCAAGAACUUACUCGAAGAAUGUUUGGUUGGGGAUGACAAGAUACCAUUUUGAAGUAUCUAUAUAGUGUCCACCACAUUGUCAUUAAUGUAAUGCUCAAUGUAGGUGUUUUGUAGAAAAUAUAAAACCAAACAUUUUUCUACCA
Ziziphus jujuba (common jujube) is the source of this 2662-nucleotide messenger RNA. Its product is annotated as cation/H(+) antiporter 15. Gene Ontology annotation, biological process: proton transmembrane transport; regulation of pH. The record is from RefSeq and is a predicted model, not a curated record. The coding region runs from base 133 to 2571 and encodes 812 amino acids. The transcript has 3 exons. Gene Ontology annotation, cellular component: membrane; endomembrane system. Gene Ontology annotation, molecular function: antiporter activity. NCBI's taxonomy places the organism in Eukaryota, Viridiplantae, Streptophyta, Magnoliopsida, Rosales, Rhamnaceae.